Molecule: messenger RNA, 456 nt
Organism: Cydia amplana
Lineage: Eukaryota; Metazoa; Arthropoda; Insecta; Lepidoptera; Tortricidae
Product: chorion class high-cysteine HCB protein 13-like
Exons: 2
Coding region: 42-389 (115 amino acids)
Biological process (GO): multicellular organism development; chorion-containing eggshell formation
Cellular component (GO): egg chorion
Molecular function (GO): structural constituent of egg chorion
Source: RefSeq, a predicted model, not a curated record
AUUCAUUCUUGGUUUGUGAACAGACUUAGGAAGAAGCAAAAAUGGUUUUCAAAGUUGCCAUCAUUUGCGCUUUUGCCUUUUUAGUACAGAGUAUUGCUGGACAGAAGUGCGGCUGCAGCUGCCAAUCGAUCAGCAUCCCCAGCAGCGGCGGCGACCUGAACAUACAGGCUAUCGGCCCCGUCGUGCCGUCCGGCAUCGCCGUCGCCACGGACCUGGACUUGUCCGGCGACCUGGACCUGUCCGGCGAGCUGCCGUACCUGACCGCGGUGGCGUUCGAGGGCAAGUUCGACACCAGCGGCUCGGCGCCGGUGUGCUACGGCUGCGGGGACUGCGUCGCCAUCACGCAGCAGAUCGGCGGCUCCAGCGGAUGCGGAUGCGGCAAACGCUAAGCCUCAUUAUUGUAUAAAAUACUGUAUAAACAUGCAAAUAUAAAAUGCAUUUCUCAUUGCUUAUAAA